AUGGAAGGUCGUGCGAUUCCAACUUCUACCUCUCCCCUUUUACGAUUUAGAGAAUCGUAUGGAUACGUCGCCGGGUUCCGUACCCGGAGUAAUCUAGUUUAUCGGCUUACUUCCGCCGCCGCUUUGAAUUCUCCGGCCGGCGCGUUGGCCAAAACACGCGAUCCACAACAGGAAACCAGCCAAAUCCCCAGAACACGGGGCAGCCGGACGGCUCUUGCGCCCGGCACAUCACCCGAAAUACCGUCGAACCAACUUGUCAGCCAAAAAACCAAAGAAAAAAAUACUGGGAUAGAGACGUCUUGCGACGAGACGGCGGCGGGGCUGGUGGACCAGGACGGCCGUCUGUUGGCGAACGUCGUGGCGUCUCAAUCUGAACUGCACGCCCGGUUCGGCGGAGUGGUCCCCGAAGUCGCGUCGAGGCAACACCUGUUGUCGAUACAAGGCGUUCUUCGAAGGGCGCUCGACGAGUCCGGGACCGAAUGGGAAGACAUCGACGCCGUCGCCGUAACAAACGGGCCGGGACUCGCCGGCGCGCUGAUCGUAGGCGUAAACGUCGCCAAGGGUCUCGCGGCUUCGCUGGGAGUGCCACUCGUCGGCGUCAAUCACCUCGCAGGCCACGUCUAUGCGGCGUGGAUCGCGGGGCAUGGCCCAGUUACCCCGCGCAUGUGCCUGAUCGUGUCCGGAGGCCACACGGAGUUGGUGCUAAUGGACGAAGAGGGGCGUUUCCGGAUGAUCGGCGAGACGCGUGACGACGCCGCGGGUGAGGCGUUCGACAAGGUCGCCAGGGUGCUGGGCCUGCGGUACCCCGGAGGCCCAGAGAUUCAGCGCGCGGCCAGAGACGGGGGCAGGACUGAAUCGCUUCCCCGCGCAUGGCUGAGAGGCACGCAUGACUUCAGCUUCAGCGGCCUGAAGACGGCGGUGAUUCGGCGGGCGCGGCAGGAUGGGAUCUAUCCGCCGCCGCCGGAGGGGCCUCCCUGGGAAAAUGUAGCCGCGCUGGCGCGGGAGUUUCAGAAUUCGGUGGUGGACGUUCUUGUCAAAAAGACCGUCGACGCGUCGGCAAGAUACGGGUGCGGCGAGGUGGUGUUGGCCGGCGGGGUAGCGGCAACUCGGCGCUCAGGGAAACCCUGGCCCGCGCCUCGGACGUGCCCGUUGCCGUGCCUCCCGUGGCGCUGUGCACAGACAACGGCGCCAUGA
Messenger RNA from Geodia barretti, 1194 nucleotides. The record is from the annotation of a GenBank genome assembly. NCBI's taxonomy places the organism in Eukaryota, Metazoa, Porifera, Demospongiae, Tetractinellida, Geodiidae.